Onychostoma macrolepis is the source of this 1980-nucleotide messenger RNA. RefSeq names its product pregnancy zone protein-like. The transcript has 15 exons. NCBI's taxonomy places the organism in Eukaryota, Metazoa, Chordata, Actinopteri, Cypriniformes, Cyprinidae. The record is from RefSeq and is a predicted model, not a curated record. Gene Ontology annotation, molecular function: endopeptidase inhibitor activity. Gene Ontology annotation, cellular component: extracellular region.
AGCGCAAACAGAAAUAUGCUGAUCGGUUGGCAUCCUGCUGCAAUAACAGAAAGUGGAGACACGAGCAGUUCCUCUUUUGUCACGACCAUCAGGACUUACUUUCCAGAAACAUGGAUCUGGCAACUCACUCAAGUGGGAGACUCUGGAUCCACACGAGUUCCUCUCAAGGUUCCUGACACCAUCACCACAUGGGAGACGGAGGCGUUCUGCCUGUCCUCCAAAGGUUUCGGUUUGGCUCCUCCUGUUCAGCUGACUGUCUUCCAGCCCUUCUUCCUGGAGCUCUCCCUGCCUUACUCCAUCAUCCGUGGGGAGUCUUUUGAGCUGAAGGCCACAGUCUUCAACUAUCUACCCAAGUACAUCAUGGUUAAAGCAACUCCAGCUACACGCUCGGCCUUCACUCUUAGACCAUUUAAUGAGCCGUAUUCAUCCUGUCUCCGUGCCAAUGGGAGAAAGACCUUCAAGUGGGAUCUCUCAGCCUUUGUUCUCGGACCUGUCAAUGUGACAGUCAGUGCUUCAGCUGAACGAUCCCAGACAUGUGGCACUGAGGUCGUGAUUGUGCCGGAGAGAGGACGCACUGACGUAGUUACUCGAAGUCUACUUGUUCUACCUGAAGGAGUUGAGAGAACAAACGCCCAGAGUUGGUUGCUGUGUCCAAAGGGUUUUUUUGCACUCAAUGAUUCCCAAACAUUAGCCUAGUGCUCAAAGCUGAUCCGUUCUGUUUGGUCCGCAAGAAGUGUUCUUUCUGAAGACGUGAGACUGACAUUUCUAACAAAUGUGAUCCAGGGAUCAGCCAGAUGCUCAGUUUCAGUCCUUGGGGACAUAAUGGGCCGUGCACUGAAGAAUCUGAAUAGGUUAAUACAGAUGCCAUAUGGCUGUGGAGAGCAGAAUAUGAUUGUUCUUGCUCCCAAUAUUUACAUCCUGCAGUACCUGGAAGUCACGGGCCAACUCACCGCAGCCAUCCGACAGACCGCCACAGGUUACCUUCAAAGCGGUUACCAAGGACAACUGAACUACAGGCACAGUGACGGUUCAUACAGCACAUUUGGUUAUGAUGAAUCAAACACAUGGUUGACUGCCUUUGUCCUGAGGUCUUUUGGUCUAGCGACACGAUUUGUAUUCAUCGAUCCGAAUGUCCUUCAGAGUGCGAAGGACUGGCUGAUAAGCCAGAAAGGUUCAAAUGGCUGUUUCAUGCAACGGGGGACUUUGUACCACAAUGACAUGAAGGGUGGAGUUGAUGAUAACGUUACCAUGACCGCCUACAUCACUGCAUCACUGCUUGAACUCGGUGUCCCUGUCACGGAUCCAGUCAUUACCAAUGCUCUAUCAUGCUUGAGGCCUGUCGUUGGGAACCUGGGAAACACUUACGCCACUGCUCUUCUCACCUACACCUUCAGUUUGGCAGGAGAGACCAGAACUCGAUCACAGCUUUUAACCAUCUUGAAAAACCUUGCCAUUUCUGAAGGCACUAAGCUCCAUUGGUCUCAGGCUACAUCUGGUGAUACUCUGGCGGUGGAGAUCAGCUCUUAUGUGUUGCUAGCGGUUCUCUCUGUACAGCCUCUCUCAACGGCUAAUCUGACCCACGCUAACCGCAUUGUCAACUGGCUCGUGGCCCAGCAGAAUCCCUAUGGAGGCUUUUCCUCCACCCAGGUGACCACCAAACACGAGUGCAUUAAGCUCCUGUCAGGUUUCAUGGCAGAUACGUCACCGCUUGGAUCUCCACCUAAUUCAUUUGCCCCGCUAGUGGAGCGGAUUGAUGCCAGAGAUGACCAUGUCUUGGUGUAUCUGAAAGAGGUUCCCAAAAUAGUCCCCAUGAGUUACAAUCUGCAGCUGAAACAGAUUCUUGCAGUGAAAAAUCUCAAGCCAGCAGUUAUCAGUGUUUAUGACUACUAUCAGCCAAGUGAUUCAUUUGAGACCACCUACACAUCUACCUGUCCAUGAUUUACUGGUUCGAGUAUGACUUCAUGUUUCAAAUAAAGCUGC